Messenger RNA from Phaedon cochleariae (mustard beetle), 1276 nucleotides. The record is from the annotation of a GenBank genome assembly. Lineage: Eukaryota; Metazoa; Arthropoda; Insecta; Coleoptera; Chrysomelidae.
AUAAAAUUGGUUAUAAAACUUAACAAUAUUUCAGAUAUUUCAUUUAAUAGACAAUUUUGUUCAUAGUAGGGUUUAGUUGAUUGAAUAGGAAUAUGCCGUGUUUGUUUUUGAUAGUUUUCGUGAGCUGUUAUAGUUUGAGUGAAGCUAAAAUAUUUUCUCAAUCCUACAUCAUACCUUGUCAUAAAGAUGACCCCAACCUAAACGCCUGCGCAAUGAAACACGCCAAACUGGCCAUACCCCAUCUGCUGGAUGCUGGGGACCGAAAAUACGGCAUCCCCAAAUUGAAACCUCUAGAACUGGAUAUGAUCAAUCUAGAAUCGGGGGGAAACAUGAAACUGAGUUUGAGCAACGUCAAAAUGUUUGGUUUGGACUCUGUUAAUUUAGAAAAAGUCAGGAUUGAUUUGCCUAACAAAGCAUUCCACUUCGAUUUCAAAGCUGGAAACAUAGAUAUUUUAGGACAUUACGAUCUGAUCGGAAAUAUCCUAUCAUUUCCUCUGAAUGGAAAUGGAGAAUGCAAUAUGACAGCUGGUAAUGUUGAUAUUAGAUUCAACUUGACGUAUGACCUCAUAGAGAAAAAUAGCGAGACUUACAUGGAUUUGAAUGAUAACAAUAUCGACAUCGAAACUAAUGAAUUCCACUUUCAGUUUGACAAUCUCUUCAAUGGAAAUGAGGAACUAGGAAGGAAUAUUAAUAGGAUCCUCAAUGAAGAAUGGAAAACUCUUUAUACGGAAUUCAAACCAGCGGUUACCAAAACUAUCUCAACAGUAGCAGGCACUAUCAUCAAGAGAAUGUUCGGGAGAGUUCCAUACCAUAUGAUUUUCAUUUGAACUAUUUUAUGAAUGCAAUGUGUUUCCGAAAUUGGAGAAGACAAAGAACAAAACCAAAUGAAAGUACUUUUUGGUUGAAAAAUUAUUCGAUUGUGGAGUUUGUUGAUUAGAGGCCGAACCCGAGCGUUUGCGUUUAGCGAGGUCCGAAGCACCAGGAAUAUCAAUGACAUUUGAACUGUUGUUAGCGUUAAAUGAUACUUGAAUAUGUUGCAAGUCACACAUAGAGAAACAAUUAAUGUGAGAAUCAUUCUCAGAAAAUACCCAAUUCCAUUCAAAAUUCCAAUUUCGGAAGCACAUAUCACAAAAAUUAUGAGAAUUUUCUUAGAGAUAAUUGAUAUAAUUGUAAAAAUGAUUUGUUAUUUCGUUUAGGGAGAUAUCAGAUAAAUUCAAAAGAUGUUCAUGAUAUCUUUGUAGAUGUAUUUGGAGAAAUAUAUAUUUUUUUAGAAUUU